Aureobasidium uvarum is the source of this 702-nucleotide messenger RNA. NCBI's taxonomy places the organism in Eukaryota, Fungi, Ascomycota, Dothideomycetes, Dothideales, Saccotheciaceae. The record is from the annotation of a GenBank genome assembly.
AUGGACACGGAUCUACGCCCGCUGGUCGAGAGCCUCGCGAGCAACAUCGACCAAGUCGAGGAAUCUCUUGCGCCACUAAUCAACACCGCCCUAUCUGCCAGCACAAGCAAACUCCCUCUGCUCGACAAGGCAAAACUCUACACUCUCGUCACAUACGCCAUCGAGUCUCUGCUAUUCUCAUAUCUACGCCUUAACGGCCUCGAUGCGAAGACGCAUCCCGUCUUUGCCGAACUCACUCGCGUCAAGCAAUACUUUGAAAAGAUCAAGCUCGCCGAGACUUCGCACGUCAAGCGCAAUGCCACUCUCGACAAGGCCGCCGCCGGUCGCUUCAUCAAGCACGGUCUAGCUGGAAACGAAGAAUACGACAGGAAACGCGCAGAGCAACAAGAGAAGGAGAAGAACGGUGCCAAGAGAAAGUUCGAAGACAUGACCGAGAGAGUCGGCAGUCAUUCGCGCUUUGAGGCCAUGAGCCGCAAGAUGAAUGACGACGAGGCCGAGAGCAGUGCCAAAGACGUUGAAGUCAGCGAGUCCGACUCCAAGAAGAAGGCCAAGACGGCCGCUCCCAAGAAACAAAAAUCCGACAAGGCUCCUCGUGGACACAAGGCAGCCUUCCAAGCCUUGCUGCAAGGUCCCAUACCAACCGAGNNGAGGAACCGAAGAAAAAGAAGAAGAGAAAAGAGCAAGGGAGGCAAGGACACUUAA